Molecule: messenger RNA, 2143 nt
Organism: Dermatophagoides farinae (American house dust mite)
Lineage: Eukaryota; Metazoa; Arthropoda; Arachnida; Sarcoptiformes; Pyroglyphidae
Gene: Pgd
Product: phosphogluconate dehydrogenase
Biological process (GO): pentose-phosphate shunt
Molecular function (GO): phosphogluconate dehydrogenase (decarboxylating) activity; NADP binding
Source: RefSeq, a predicted model, not a curated record
AUUAGAGUUUCGUAAAGGUAAAAAAUAAAUUUCAAAGAAAAUCAUCUUCAUUGUCAUCGAGAAAUGAUACGCCUUUUUGUGGUAAGGUUCAUUAUAUCAUCAUAUUAUGAAUCAAGAAAAAAUGAAAUAUAAUCUAUAAAAACGGAUUGCCACUAGCAACCAACCAACCGAACUAACAAACAAACAAAAUCAACAAAUUUUUUUUCUUUCUUCUCUCUUCGUUUUCGACAAUGGUAAACUUUGAUCGUUAAAUCGACGAACGGCAUUUUUUUUCUUGUUGUUGUCGCUUAUUAUUCAAUUAAUAAUUUCUCAAUGUCAGCAACAACGACGAAAACGAUGAUGAUGAUGAUAAGAAGAAGUAUAUGUGACACACAGACACACUUCAACAAUAUUUUCUGAUAAUAAGAGUCACUGUCAAUUGUUAGCUCGACUCGAGUUGUUGUGUGACGUUUGAUUUUUUUUCCUAUCCUGAUCAAUUUGACGCUAUAAAGUUAUUUUAAAGAUUUUUUCUUUUAAAUUUACUGUACACAUCAAUUCUAUUUGAAGUAAAUUAAUUUACCAGAAGUAUUGAAUAAUAAUGGCUUGUGAAGGAACUGCCGAUAUUGCAUUGAUUGGUUUGGCUGUCAUGGGACAGAAUCUUAUUCUUAAUAUGGCCGAUCAUGGAUUUACGGUUUGUGCAUUCAAUCGUACCACAUCGAAGGUCGAUGAUUUUCUUGCUAAUGAAGCAAAAGGAAAAAGUAUUGUCGGUGCACAUAGCCUUGAGGAAAUGGUGUUGAAAUUACAAAAACCCCGAAAAAUAAUUCUUCUUGUCAAGGCUGGAUCAGCUGUUGAUUCAUUCAUCGAACAAUUGAUACCAUUAUUGGAGCCAGGUGAUAUCAUAAUUGAUGGUGGUAAUUCCGAAUAUACGGAUACACAACGUCGUUGUGAAUAUCUUCGAUCAAAAGAUUUAUUGUUCGUUGGUUCGGGUGUAAGUGGCGGUGAAGAAGGUGCACGAUAUGGACCAUCAUUGAUGCCCGGUGGUCACGUUGAAGCAUGGCCACAUAUUAAAACAAUUUUCCAAAGUAUAUCGGCUAAAGCGGAUGAUGAACCAUGUUGUGAUUGGGUCGGUGAUAAUGGUGCCGGACAUUUUGUCAAAAUGGUUCAUAAUGGUAUUGAAUAUGGUGAUAUGCAAAUAAUUUGUGAAGCAUAUCAUUUGAUGAAAAAUGUUCUCGGUUUAUCGCAUGAUGAGAUGGGCGAUAUUUUUGAUGAAUGGAAUAAAGGUGAAUUGAAUUCAUUUUUGAUCGAAAUCACCCGUGACAUAAUGCGAUAUAAGGAUACGGAUGGACAGCCAUUGGUGGAAAAAAUUUUGGAUUCAGCUGGACAGAAAGGAACCGGUAAGUGGACGGCCAUAUCGGCGUUGGAUUUUGGUGUACCGGUUACAUUGAUUGGUGAAUCAGUGUUUGCACGUUGUUUAUCAUCGCUGAAAGAUGAACGUAUGGCUGCAAGCCAACAACUUUCCGGGCCAUCAACAACAGAAUUUAAUGGUGAUAAAACGGCAUUCAUUGAGGAUAUUCGUAAGGCAUUGUAUGCAUCGAAAAUUGUAUCCUAUGCUCAAGGUUUCAUGUUGUUACGUGAAGCUGCAGUCAAAUUCAAUUGGAAUCUAAAUUAUGGUGGUAUUGCAUUGAUGUGGCGUGGUGGUUGCAUUAUUCGUUCGGUAUUUUUGGGCAACAUUAAAAAAGCGUUCGAUAAUAAUGCCGAACUACAGAAUCUUAUGAUGGAUGAUUUUUUCCGCGAAGAAAUUGGUAAAUGUCAGGAUUCUUGGCGUAAUGUUAUUGCUACAGCUGUAAAGAUUGGUAUACCGACACCGGCAUUUUCAACUGCUCUUGCUUUUUAUGAUGGUUAUCGGUCAUCACAAUUGCCGGCUAAUUUGAUUCAAGCUCAACGUGAUUAUUUUGGUGCUCAUACCUAUCAAUUGAUCGAUAAUCCUGGUACAUUUAUCCAUACUAAUUGGACUGGUAAAGGUGGUAAUGUUUCAUCAUCAACAUAUAAUGCUUGAGUGAUCAAUCAAUAAUGAGCAUUGAACACUAAAAACAAAAACAAAACAUGGUGAUGGUUCAAAUUAUUAUAUUAUAAUUAAUCAUGCAUGUGUGUUUUAAUCGUUAAU